AUGAAAAAUGGGUUAGCCGCAGACGUGGACGGCCCCGCGAAAGAACCGGAAGACAAAACCGCGGCGGCGCUGAUCACGGCCAUACUGUUGGAACACUUCGGCGACGGCCUUCCGGUACACGCGGACGUGGUCAUGGACACGGUCCAGUACCGUCUAGCCCGGGACGAGACGAUGGCCGCGCGCGCCCGGCGGGACGGGUGCUACUGCGUGUGGGCGGACCACCGGGCGUCGCGAGCGUACCGCCGGUGCCUGGCGCGGUUGGUCCGGUCCGGUCGGAUCCGCGUGGUGUACGACUGCGGCUGCGGCUGCGGCGCGUGCCUGGAAGACGGCGGAGGCAACGGGUGCUCCGGAGGAGGGACUCAAAGGCCGACGAAAUCGGCUGCAAUAUUAUGA
Messenger RNA from Macrosiphum euphorbiae (potato aphid), 393 nucleotides. The record is from the annotation of a GenBank genome assembly. Lineage: Eukaryota; Metazoa; Arthropoda; Insecta; Hemiptera; Aphididae.